Molecule: messenger RNA, 3717 nt
Organism: Myxocyprinus asiaticus (Chinese sucker)
Lineage: Eukaryota; Metazoa; Chordata; Actinopteri; Cypriniformes; Catostomidae
Exons: 3
Coding region: 686-2149 (487 amino acids)
Biological process (GO): neuron projection development
Cellular component (GO): plasma membrane
Source: RefSeq, a predicted model, not a curated record
CAGCCAUGACUCAUGCUUGAAGGACUAUCUUUCAGAAGAGAAAGUUCAAAGUCCCAUUAGUAAAGGACACCUGACACAACGCACUGAAUUCACCUUGCAAGAUGGAUAAAGUGGCAACAACGCUUGUGGCUUAACCAUCACUGCAUCUCCUCAUCACCAAAUUCUCCUCCUUCCCUCAGUAUUCAAUCUCCUUCAGCCCUUCUCUCCAGCCCUCCACCACAUCAUACAAAUAGUCUUUCCCCACAACAUCCACCCACAAAACACAAACACAGCCACACACAUUCCAUCUUCAUUUCUCUCCUUCAGUCUCUCUCUUACACACAUACACGCCCUCCUGCCAGGGGAUUUGAAGAUAUGACUGAUGCUGGUUUAUAAUCAGAUGAAAGAGGAGUAUAAUCCUGAAGCUCCCACCAUCAUUUGCUCACUGCUAGAAUGGGGAUGUUGAAGGAGAGGACAAGGGCCAUGGGUGACGCGUGAUGGAGUGAUUGUGAAAAGAAAAGACUGCUUACUGAUUUUCCCUUUUUAAGAAACUGGCACUGACGCUGCACUUUUUGUAGUCUGGGAUGACCGUACAGACCAUUAGAGAGAUAGUGAUCAGGUAGAGACGAGGAAGAGAAAACAGAGAAGACAAAGAUCAAAGGGGAUACUGAGCUGCAUCUGUGACUGGGACAUAAGCAGAUAUCCAAUGGCGGAAACCAGGCACCCUGUGUCGGAACUGUUCCCACCUGGGGGCACAAUCCCGUCAGAACCUGUUGUCACAGCUGAAUGCAUUCUCUCUCUCUCGAAGAGUUCAACAGAGUUCAAGGUCUUCCUCCAUCCUGAAGAAGUACUAAAGAGCUCAACUGAAGCAUCAUGCUCAGCAGAAGACCUUAAAGAUAGUAGCCAGACCGCUGCACAAGCCUGCAAUACCAUCUCUGACUAUGUGACUGGCCAACAAGAUACAAGUCGCCACUGUAUAUCUGAGACCCACGUGUGUGAUGGAGGGAGUUCACAGCCAAGAGACAUAACAAGCCAUCAAAAUAAACAGGCAUGUAGAGCAUCACUGACAGUGCAAAGAGAACAUGUCUUAUCCCCUCACAAGGACCUGAAAGAAAACAGGCUGUUAUCAAUACAGAGAAGCCACUCUGACAGCUUGCAGAUUUUCAAAGAAGGUACUGCUCAUCCUCUCUGCUGUGAAACUAGUGCAUUGUUUUGCCAAGGAAAAGACCAUGAAGCUUGUGCACAGUCAUUCCCUUCUUUAGUAUGUAAACAGGCCAUGCCGCUUCAGCAAAGCAAUACGGUUACCACGUCCGCCAGAGCAGGAAGUAGUGGAUCAGGCAGCCCCACUCAGCCAGCAAAACAAGGCUACAUUCAGAUCUGCCCAUCUUAUCAGACACCAGUGCCCAAUGAGGUCAUUCCAGAGUCCACCUUCCCUAAAUGUGAAGUGGCUUUUUGCUGUAACUCACAUUUCCACCAUGGGGCUGUAGAGGACACAUUUGCUGCAUACUGCCACCCCCAGCCCAUUCCUGCCCCGGCUCAGCUGCUGCCACACUUAGUAGGGAUGGAAGAGACCUACAGGGGCCAGGUGGUGGCAGGCAACUUGCUGACUCUCCCUCGGCUCAUCUCCUCUAUCAGUGAGACAGGACUGGAUGCUAAGGGACUGCUCCGCUGUUGCAGUCUAGACUGUUCUUGGCCUGGUCCUUUGCAUUCAACUGGGAAUCAGAUGGAUGGAAAGACCACAAGGGAAGCAGGAACCAUGACCUUACAAAGAGAACUGAAGGAUAUAGGGGUGCAAGUGGGUCAGAACUCUGAGGAACCUCCACAGCACAUGUUCCCAGUGGUGUGCCUGGUUAUGGAGAAGACAAAUGUGAGUGCUAAAACGGUGUCAAAAAAUCACAAGUCCCCAGUAAGGGAGGUAAAAUGGGAUGCAGAGGGCAUGACUUGGGAGGUGUAUGGAGCCUCGGUUGACCCUGAGGAACUUGGAAUUGCAAUUCAGCGACAUCUGGAGUUGCAGAUUAAAGAGACUAUGGGAAUAGCGGCAAAGCUCUCACGCCAGAACACAACAACAUCUCAGCAGAGCUCAGGAUCAAAGCAUAGGAGAAAAAAGGGGUUAUUGGAAUUGCUUCGUCAUCCAGGUUGCUGUUCUCGGACCACCAGUGCAGUAGACUAAAGGGCCUUCCCUACAUGGCUGAGACCUCAAACAGCAUUGAUAAUACACUUGGAUGGAGCUUCAAAAGCCAAGUGAAGAACAGAUUAAUUCUGAACUUGGUCAAAUUACAAUAAAAAACAGUCUGGGUUUAGACAGGCAAGUAAAAAGGUCCUCCGUAUUUGUCCUUGAAUAACAGAACUGUGUAAUAGGUAUUUGGAACAAUCAUGUACCCAUGUCUUCCUUUGAUUUCUAAAACCUCACUUUAUAGUUAUAGUAGUUUGCUCAGUUAAGGGCUUUUGAUAACAUUGAAUAAUUAAGAUGAGACUGUGGGUGAUUUAAUAACAGAUAACUGCUAUCCAUGGAGUGUUUUUCAUCACCCAACAAUAAUGAUUCUGAAGUUCUUGUCUUACAUCAAUCUAUGUGGGAUUGUGUCUAUUCAACCAAAACUUUUUAUUUUUUAUUUAAUUUUCUGGAAGCACUGUGAUAGAUAUUAGAGAAUACAUUAAAGCAAUAGUUCACCCAAAAAUGAAAAAUCUCUCGUCAUUUACUCACCCUCAUGCUACCCCAGAUGUGUAUGACUUCCUUUCUUCUACUGAACACAAAUGAAGAUUUUUAGAAAAAUAUCUCAGCUCUGUAGGUCCAUACAAUACAAUACAAUUCUCACCCACACUUAUCAUAUCGCUUCUGAAGAUCAUCACUGGAGUCAUCUGGAUUACUUUUAUGGUUCCUUUAUGUGCUUUUUGGACCGUCAAAGUUCUGGCCACCAUUAACUUGCAUUGUAUGGACCUACAGAGCUGAGAUAUUCUUCUAAAAAUCUAAAAGUUAGUCACACGUCUGGAAUUGCAUGAGGGUGAGUAAAUGAUGAAAGCAUUUUCAUUUUUGGUUGAACUAUCCCUUUAACGGUGGCGCUACCUGCUGGUCAAAGCAUUGCAGUAACAAAGAAGUUAAUGGUAUCAUAAUUUGUGUACAUGACAAUGUUUUUGAAUGGUCAUAUCCAAUUUACGAUUAAAUAUUAGGAUAGCAGAUGCAGCAGAAGAGCUAAUUAUUUAAAAAUAAUGACAAACAAUAUGGAAAUAUGAUAUAAAAUGUAAUAUUAAAAAUAUUAAUUUUACAUACAACUACUUUUACAUUUAAUGAAGAAAUUAGCAUUAGAUUAACUACAGCACAACAUAACAAGGAUGUUGACAUAUUAUUUUCAAGGUGAUCGAUUGUUUGCCAUGCAUUGUAAAAUCCUUUUGCUUCUGGAAAAUAACAAAGAGGUAUUAUAAAGUGUUCUGAUUAACCAGUGUUAACUCUUGGUAGAACGCCGUAUAAAAUAAUGUAUAUACAUUAUUUGUCAAAGAAAAUUAAUGUGCCACUAGCUGCCUUGUUUUUGUCUAUGUAACAAUAAAAGCAAUAUGCCAUUUAAAAAGUGACACGAACACUCAGUAUAUGUAAUCCCAAGCAUAUUAAAUGUUUUUGUGACUAAAUUAUAUAUAAUACCACUAUGCAUGCAAACUUACUACAUAUUGUUUUAUAUUAACUAUAACUUGACUUUGCUUGUAGCUUGGGGUAUUGUCUAAUACUGCUACUUGAAGAUUAAAAUGUUU